Messenger RNA from Sphenostylis stenocarpa, 576 nucleotides. NCBI's taxonomy places the organism in Eukaryota, Viridiplantae, Streptophyta, Magnoliopsida, Fabales, Fabaceae. The record is from the annotation of a GenBank genome assembly.
AUGGACUCUCCCAACGUUCUGUUCACUGCUCCAUCUGCCGGUACGAAGAAUGCAACCCUAAUUUGCGUCCCAAUAAUGAGGGAAUCACUUGAGAAAAUGAAGAUUGACGUGCAGAAAGCCAAGGCUGAAGGUGCUGACCUUGUUGAAAUUCGACUGGACUUUUUGAGCACCUUUGAUCCCCAUCAAGAUCUCACCACUCUCAUUCAACAUCGCGCUUUGCCUUUGUUGUUCACUUACAGGCCCAAGUGGGAAGGUGGAAUGUAUGAUGGUGAUGAAAACAAACGGUUGGAUGCACUAAGAUUAGCCAUGGAGUUGGGAGCUGAUUACAUUGACGUUGAACUUCAGGUAGCGCAUCAAUUCUAUGACUCUAUACGUGGGAAAACAUUCGAUAAAACCAAGGUCAUUGUUUCAUCUCACAACUAUCAGCUUACUCCUUCAAUUGAGGAUCUUGGUAACCUUGUAGCAAGAAUACAAGCAACGGGAGCAGACAUUGUGAAGAUUGCAACAACUGCCACUGACAUCACUGAUGUACCACGAAUGUUUCAAAUAAUGGUGCAUUCUCAAGUAAGGCACUAG